AUGUUUUCCUUCCUCCAAACCAACGAGAUGAGAUCUCAACAAAUUGCUCAGCUCACCGAAAUCUUGGUCGACGCUUGUCUGAAUCAGACGGAUGAACAAAACUCGUUGGCCAAGGAGCUGGAUCAAUUGCUGUCGAAGAAUGCCAUGACAAAUCAACAGACUUUUGAGUGGGUUUUUGCGAUUUUUGGAUGUUUUGCGUAUAAAAUGUCACCUUGGCUAAAAUGGGCGGAGAAAGUUGGAAUGUGAGGUUGCAUGGGGAGUAGAAAUUUGUAGAGGCCAUUCUAAAAGUGGUUUUUGAAUUUUUUGGAAAAAUUCUGUCAUGAUGACGGAUUUUUUAGAAAUAUUUUUUUUGCAAAAUAUUUUUUUUUUUGAUGCAAGGAAUGUUCUUGAUUUUAUUUUUGAAUCCUUUUAAAAUAGUUUUAAUCAGUAAAAUAUGUCAUGAUGACGGAUUUUACAAAAAAAUUCUAACAAAAUCACCUAAAACAAUAUUUUUUUCAGUUUCCUGUCCUCUCCCAAGUCCAAGCCCCGCAAAACCCAAAAGAAAAUCCCAUGCAAGUCCGACAGUCGCCUCAGGCAUAAUUCGGUUGGAACCCUCCAACCGCCAACUCCAGUCUCAAAAGCAAAAGUCAUCAAGAAAGCGAAGAAACCGACUGUUCCCUCGUCCCCAAAACGACGCCUAUCAACCACGGAAGAGCCCCAAUAUUACGCGGAGACAUUCAGCGCCCCCGCCAGCCCAAUGACCUCAAAUUUGGGCCUGAAUAUGGGAGGAUUGCUCACGGAAAAUUUGGUGAACAUCCCCUCGACUUCUUCGACGACUCCGAAAAAACUGCUUGAAAUGGUGGAGGAAAAGAAGGCUGACAAAGUUUCGCAACUUUUGAAGGCUAUUGAGGUGGGUUUUGUUUGUUAAUUUUUAUAUUUUUUUUAAUUCUGGGAUUUUUAGAAAAAAUUAAAAAAAUUUUUUUUUCGAUUUUCGUCUUCAAAUUUGGUAUGGAUAUACUGUAUUGGCUAUAUUUUAAUCCCUGAAAAUUUUAGGUUUUGAUUUUGACUCACAUCGGAGAUAUUCGAUAUGAAAUUUUUGUAUUUUUGACCCGGAAAUCUCAUGAUUAAUAUAUUUUUUUAGUUGUCAUCCGAUGACUUCACCGUCAUGGUCCUUUGUCGAAUCUUAGAAGGUUAUGUUACCGUGGGAUCGAAGCCACGUAAGUCUCCAAAAUCCCCUUGAAAAUUUCAAAAAUUUGAUUUUUAGUCCGCCAACGCCGUCUCCGCCAGAUGGUCCGGCUCGAUGCGGCUUCGCAUCUCUUCCGCUCCAUCAAAUCGAAUUGCCAUAUCCCAGAGCCAACCCCAUUCAAGGUCAUCGCCAAUGAUCAGUUGAUCACCACCGCCGUAAGGGUCUGCGCGAAAGAUACGAAGUUUUUGCUGAAGAUUCGGCUGAGUGGCCUCCUAAAUGAUUUGUGCUCGAGAAUCCUGGAGAUUGAGCGGAUUUUCUGCACGAUUGCACUGCUCAGAUUUACCUGCAGAGCGAUGAAAUCACGUAAGUUGGGUUGGAGGGGAUUUUGA
Molecule: messenger RNA, 1554 nt
Organism: Bursaphelenchus xylophilus (pine wood nematode)
Lineage: Eukaryota; Metazoa; Nematoda; Chromadorea; Rhabditida; Aphelenchoididae
Source: the annotation of a GenBank genome assembly